This is a messenger RNA of Symbiodinium natans, 771 nucleotides long. The record is from the annotation of a GenBank genome assembly. NCBI's taxonomy places the organism in Eukaryota, Dinophyceae, Suessiales, Symbiodiniaceae.
AUGGUCGCUAUAUGUUCUUGGCUGUACGUCUCAAUGCUGAUGGCGGGGUACGCGGUUUGGUGCCACGAUCCACAUCCAAGAGUGUGGCAGGUCUUCCCUCCGGCAGACAUGACAUUUGUGCAGUUUGCAUCGGUGCUGCCUGUCUUCAUUUUCAGCUUCACCUGCCACCAGAAUUUAUUUCCCGUCGCCUCGGAACUCAAAGAUCGGUCCCUUGAGCGGCUGGACAAAGUCCUUGUUUGUGCCGUGAACACCGGCCUGGUCAUCUUUGCCACUGCUGGCCUCAGCGGCUACCUGACGUUUGGUCAGGAAGUUCAUGCAAAUUUCCUCGAGAAUUUGCCGGCCAAUGGAUUUACAUUGCUGGGGAAAUGCUUGGUCCUUCUAGCGGUGAUUUUCACAUACCCGCUACAGCUGCACCCGUGCCGACGAUCCCUCAUGAUUCUCGUGCAAUCACUCCAAGGCAGAGUUUUGAGCCGGAGUGCUGAUCGAAUCUGUCGGCGCGUGUUCACUGUGCUCAUUUUGGUUGGCACCGGACUGCUGGCAGUUGCCGUUCACGACUUGGGUAUAACCCUGGCUUUCGUGGGCGCUGUUGGCAGCAACACUGUUGUGCUUAUCAUGCCGGGCUUCCUGUACAUGCGAGGGGCCCACUACAGCACCGUCCCAAAGCCUUGGUCCAUGUGGCUCCUGGCGCUUCUCUUGUUUCUUCUUGGCUGCGUCAUUUUGCCAACUUGCUUGGGUGCGCUGGUGUUCAAGCUGCUUGCACGGGCGACGUGA